UCAUAUAUACAUUGGGAAAAUGGACGAGAUAUUUCAAAGAUUGAAGAACAAGUCGAAGGUCAACCAAACUUAUUAAAUGAAGCCAAUAAGCGCAUAUUUGAAAUGAUGCAGCCUGACACGCCUGAUGCUCAAAAAAUCGGAGGAAUACUUGCAAUUGCUACUUUAUCUCGCUUCACAAAUUAUUUAAAAUUGGUCUUGCCAUGUAAUGAUCAACAGAUUAUGAUAUUAGCAUCAAAAGCAUUAGGAAAAUUGGCUGCUCCAAGUGGUGCAGUUACUGCAAUUUUUGUACAACGUGAAGUAAAUAAUUCACUUGAAAAUCUCCAAGGUGACAAAAGUGAAUAUCGCCGUUAUGCUGCUGUAUUAGUGUUAAAAGAACUUGCUCAAAAUACACCAACUUUAAUUUACACCCAUGUACCUUCAAUACUUGAUCAUAUAUGGAAUGGUUUACGUGAUCAGAAGCAAAUGAUUCGUGAAGCAUCAGCAGAAACAUUAAGUUCUUGUUUGAAAAUUGUUUGUGAAAGAGAAAGUGCUUAUAGGAUACAAUGGUAUAAAAAAAUUUAUGAAGAAGCAUCAAAAUCAUUAAAAUCAAACAAUGCUGACCACAUACAUGGUUCAUUAUUAGCGUAUAGAGAACUAUUACAUCAUGCAAAAUCGUUCAUGCGUGCUCAUUAUAAGAAUGUAUGUGAGACUAUUUUAAAAUUUAAAGAUUAUCGUGAUAGUCUUAUUAGAAGAACAGUGAUUUCUUUAAUCCCUGUGCUUGCUGAAUUUGAUGAGAGAGAAUUUGUAUCAACUUAUAUACACAAAUCUAUGUUAUAUUUAUUAAGUCAACUUAAGAAGGAACGAGAUCGUUCAAUGUCAUUUAUUGCAAUCGGUCAGGUGGCUUAUGCUGUUGGAAUUGAUAUAGGACCUUAUUUGGAUUCAAUUUUAAGCAAUAUAAAAGAAGGGCUUUCCCCAAAAACUCGAAAUCGAGGUGGUAAUGAGGCACCAUUAUUUCAAUGUAUAGGAAUGUUGGCGAAAGCAGUUGGUCAGCCAUUAACAAAACAUAUGCAUGAACUUUUGGAAUUAAUGUUUGCAUGUGGAUUAAAUCAUUUAUUGAACAUGCUAUCAUUAAUUCUAUGUGGACAGUCAUUUCGACCACCAGGUUCUCCUGCAUCAGAAAUUCAUGAAAUAAAACGACGCCUUGCAAAUCAAAUUUCAGACAUGAAGGAUGUAGAAACUAUAAUUUUGGCUUUGAAAACACUUGGAACCUUUAAUUUCAAAGGACAUAUUUUGAAUGAGUUUGUAAAGGAUUAUGUUAUAUGUUAUCUUGAACAAGAUAACCAUGAAGUUCGAGAAGCUGCAGCUCUUACUUGCUGUCAAAUAUUUGCACAUGAUCCAAUUUUGGAUCAAACAAGUAAUCACGCAAUACAAGUAGUCAGUGAAGUCUUAGAAAGACUUUUAACCACUGGUGUUUCAGACCCAGAUCCACAUAUCCGAGAAAUUGUCUUAUCAAAUCUUACGGAAAGAUUUGACCGACAUCUAUCACAAGCCGAAAAUAUUCGUUCUCUUUUUAUUGCCCUUAAUGACGAGGUUUUUGCAAUUCGUGAAAUUACAAUUUCUAUAAUUGGUAGACUCACCUCUCAUAAUCCAGCUUAUGUAAUGCCAUCAUUAAGAAAAACAUUAAUCCAACUUUUGACAGAAUUAAAAUUUUCAAAUUUCAGUCGAAAUAAAGAAGAGAGUGCACGUCUUUUAAGUUUAUUGGCAUCAGCAUCCCAAAAAUUAAUCAGACCUUAUGUUGAAACAAUACUAAAAGUUCUUUUAUCUAAAUCACGAGAUUCUAAUCCAGCAGUGGCUGCGAGUGUUUUAGGAGCACUUGGAGAAUUGGCACGUGUAGGGGGGGAAGAUCUUUUGCCAUACCUUAAUAGUCUAAUGCCUUUAAUAAUUGAUGCGUUGCAAGAUCAAGGUUCAACGGCAAAACGUGAUGCAGCAUUAAAAGCUCUAGGACAACUUUCUAGCAAUACAGGAUUUGUUAUUGAACCAUAUUUGAAAUAUCCUAAACUAUUAUCUAUUUUAAUUAAUAUUUUAAAAACUGAGUUGACACCAUCAAUUAGACGUGAAACUAUUAGAUUAAUAGGAAUUCUUGGUGCUUUAGAUCCAUAUAGACACAAAAUUACGAUAAGUUCUUCUGAGGAAUCUUUGUCUGAUCCAAAAUCUACAAAUACUGACGUUACAUUGCUACUGAUGGGUUUGGGACCGUCAUCAGAAGAUUAUUAUCCAACUGUUGUAAUAAAUGCCUUGAUGAAAAUUCUCCGUGAUCCCUCUUUAAAUAUUCAUCACACUGCAGUGAUUCAAGCAGUAAUGUAUAUUUUUAAGACUCUAAGUUUGAAAUGUGUACCUUUUUUAUCACAGAUAACUCCAGCUUUCCUUGGAGUAAUGAAAACAUGUCCUUCUGCAAUGUUAGAGUUUUAUUUUCAACAAUUAGGCAUACUUGUUUCAAUUGUACAACAACAUAUUCGCAAUUAUCUUCAAGACAUUUUUGCAUUGAUUGAAUUAUUUUGGCAACCAAGUUCUCCAAUUCAAAUAACAAUAAUUCAUUUGGUUGAAGAGAUUGCUAAGGCUCUAGACGGAGAGUUUAAAAAUUAUCUGCCAAAUCUUUUACCAAUAAUGCUUCAAAUUUUUGAUCAGGACGAUAGUGAUAAACGUCAACCCACUCAAAAAGUUUUGCAUGCACUAGUAGUGUUUGGAACCAACAUUGAAGAAUAUAUGCAUCUCGUUAUCCCAGUAGUAGUCAGACUUUUUGAAAGGCCUGAUGCACCUUUACAGCUUCGUAAAUCAGCUAUUAGCACCAUUGGUGAACUAUCAAAAAAAGUGAAUUUUUCAGGCCUUGCAUCCAGAAUAAUUCAUCCACUUGCUCGGGUAUUAGCCAUAUUUAAUUAUGAACUUAAAAUGGCUGCUAUGGACACACUUUGUGCUCUAGUAUAUCAACUUGGAUCAGAUUAUGUCGUAUUUAUUCCUAUGAUAAACAAAGUUUUACACAAAUAUAAAAUCCAGCAUCAAAAUUAUGAAAAAUUAAUUUCUAAACUUUUGAAGGGUGAAAAGUUAUCUCAAGAUUUAGAUACCGAGGAAAAAUUCAAUGAGGCACAUUUGGAGGAGUUGCCUGCUGUUGAAACUAAUGCAAAAAAAUUGCCUGUGAAUCAGCAACAUUUGAAAAAUGCAUGGGAAUGUUCACAAUGUUCCACAAAAGAAGAUUGGGGUGAAUGGAAUAGACGCUUAAGUGUUGAACUUCUUAAAGAGUCACCAUCGCAUGCACUUCGGGCUUGUGCAAGUCUUGCUGGUACUUAUCAACCUUUAGCAAGAGAACUUUUCAAUGCUGGUUUUAUAUCUUGUUGGUCAGAAUUAUAUUAUCAAUACAAGGAUGAGCUUGUGAAUUCUUUAAUGUCUGCAUUGAAGGCUCCUAACAUUCCUCCAGAGAUUGUAUCAACCAUUUUAAAUUUAGCAGAGUUCAUGGAACAUUAUGAUAAAGCAUUGCCUAUUGACAUUGGGACACUUGGAAAUCAUGCUGAAUCUUGUCAUGCAUAUGCAAAGGCUCUUCAUUAUAAAGAAAUCGAAUUCAUGUCAGACGCUUCAACAGAAACAAUCGAAAAAUUAAUUCAAAUUAAUAACCAAUUACAAUUACCUGAUGCGGCUAUAGGAAUUCUUAAAUUGGCACAAGAAAUGCCAAACAUUCAAGAUUUUCAGAAAAAAGAAAAUUGGUAUGAAAAAUUGAAUCGUUGGGAAGAUGCUUUCGAUGCUCAUCAAAAAAGAAGUAAGGAGGAUCCAAAUGAUUUUAAAGCAACGCUUGGUUUGAUGAGAUGUAUGCUUUCUUUGGGCAACACGGAUGGUUUAUCUGCUUUAGUUCAAGAAAAAUGGCCCGAAUCAACAUAUGAAAUGCGUGAAUCCAUGUCAAUCUAUGCUGCUGCUGGAGCUUGGGCAUUAGGUCAAUGGGGUUUAAUGGAAGAUUAUGUCUCAACUAUAAAAGAAGAUUCACCAGAUCGUACAUUCUACCAAGCAAUCCUUGCUUUACAUAAAAAUCUAUAUAAUGAUGCAGCAGUUAACAUUAAUAAAACUCGUGAUCUGUUAGAUACAGAGUUGACUGCUCUUGUUGGUGAAAGUUAUAACAGAGCAUACAGUGUUGUUGUACGCGUUCAAAUGUUAUCAGAAUUGGAAGAAAUCAUAACAUAUAAACAAUUUUCAGAUCAACCUGAUAGACAAGCAACUAUUAGGAAAACUUGGAUGGAAAGAUUGAAGGGAUGUCAACGUGAUGUAGAUGUAUGGCAAAAAAUUUUAAAAGUUCGAGCAUUAGUCAUAUCACCAAAAGAAAAUAUGGAGAUGUGGAUUAAAUUUGCUAAUCUAUGUAGAAAGAGUGAUAGUUUAGAACUUGCUGAGAAAACAUUGAGACAGUUGCUAGUCGGUGAUCAAAAACUAGAAGCAAUUCAUCCAUCGGUGUUAAAAAGAGCAGCUCCUCAAGUUGUUUAUGCACAAUUGAAAUUUAUGUGGGCAAAAGGUGAACGCCACGAUGCAUUCAAAUUAUUAAGAGAUUUUACUGACAGGAUAUCAGACGAUCUUCACGUUGGUAACACAAGCUUGCUUGCUAGAUGUUACCUUAAAAAAGGUGAAUGGCAAAAGACUCUUCAGGAUGAUUGGGAACGAGAUACAAUUCCAGAGAUUCUACAAUCUUAUUUACAUGCAACACAGUAUGAUAAAGAGUGUUAUAAAGCAUGGCAUGCAUGGGCUCUUGCUAAUUUUGAAGUUAUUUCUCAUUAUGAAAAACGUAAUGCUUUAGAGAAUAAUAGAUCAGAUGACCAGGAAAUCGUUGAAGUUUCUGAGGAAAUGAUGAAUUCAGAAAUUCAACGGGAAAUUUUACGUUAUGUUGUACCCUCAGUACAAGGUAAUUGCCUACAAGACACAUUAAGAUUGUUAACUCUUUGGUUUAAGUACGGAUACCAUCAAGAAGUUAGCACCGCAAUAAACGAAGGGUUUAGCAGCGUCAACAUAGAUACUUGGUUAGAGGUUAUUCCACAGCUUAUUGCGCGAAUUCAUGUGUCUAAUACAAAUGUUAGACGAUUGAUACAUCAAUUACUUACAGAAGUUGGUAAAGAACAUCCUCAAGCUUUAAUUUAUCCACUUACUGUUGCAUCAAAAUCUCAAAGUUUAAAUAGAAAGAAAGCAGCCUUGACAGUUAUGGAUAAACUACGUUCACACAGCCCAGUACUUGUUGACCAAGCAUUGCUUGUCAGCCAAGAGUUGAUCCGUGUUGCUAUUUUAUGGCAUGAGAUAUGGAUGGAACAAUUGGAAGAAGCCUCAAGACUUUAUUUUAUUGAUCGUAAUUAUGAUGCAAUGUUUCAAAUACUAGAUGAUUUACAAGAACGUUUAGAUGGUGGACCUGAAACAUUGCGUGAAAUAACUUUUGUACAAGCUUAUGGUAGGGAGCUUCUAGAAGCAAACUCAUUAUGCAAAAAAUAUAAGCAAUUAGGGGAUGCAGGUUUGCUUACACAAGCGUGGCAAAUUUAUCAUGAAUUGUUUAAAAAAAUUACUACACAAGUCACCAACAUUUCAACACUUGAACUUCAAUACGUUUCACCAAAAUUAUUAGCUGCUAAAGAUCUUGAAUUAGCUGUACCUGGAACAUACAAAAGUGGUGAACCUGUAAUAAAAAUUGUUAGCUUUAUACCUACAGUUAAUAUAAUUUCAUCUAAACAACGACCAAGAAAGCUUAAUGUAAAAGGAAGUGACGGAAAAGAAUACCAAUUCUUGUUAAAAGGCCAUGAGGAUUUACGACAAGAUGAAAGGGUUAUGCAAUUAUUUGGCUUGGUAAAUACACUAAUAUCGUUAGAUUCAGAGACAUUUAAAAGGCAUUUGCACAUACAAAGAUAUACAGUGACGCCGCUUACACCUAAUAUUGGACUUCUUGGUUGGGUUCCUAAUUGUGAUACAUUACAUGCAUUAAUACGUGAUUAUCGUGAAAGCAAGAAAAUACUAUUGAAUAUUGAACAUAGAUUAAUGUUACAGAUGGCGCCUGACUAUGACCAUUGUACAAUAUUACAAAAGGUAGAAAUAUUUGAGUUUGCUUUGGCCAAUACAACAGGACAAGAUCUUUAUAAAGUAUUAUGGUUCAAGAGUAAAAAUUCUGAAGCAUGGUUAGAUCGCCGUACCAAUUAUACAAGAUCAUUAGCACUUAUGUCAAUGGUAGGAUAUAUACUUGGACUUGGUGAUAGACAUCCAUCAAAUAUAAUGUUGGAUCGAUAUACAGGAAAAAUAGUUCAUAUUGAUUUUGGAGAUUGUUUUGAGGUUGCUAUGACAAGAGAAAAAUAUCCGGAAAGGAUUCCGUUUAGAUUGACAAGAAUGCUCAGAAAAGCUAUGGAAGUUAGUGAAAUUGAAGGAAACUUUCGUAUAACAUGUGAAGCUGUCAUGAGUGUUUUACGUAAAAAUAAAGAGAGUCUCAUGGCAGUAUUAGAAGCAUUUGUACAUGAUCCACUUAUUAAUUGGAGAAUAAUGAAUAACCCAAGUCCUAGACAAGACGGAGAGACUAUCAACAAUGCAGGAGCAUCAAAUCGUCGCGCACGUGACAUUAUACAUCGUAUAUCAAAUAAACUAACAGGUAAAGAUUUUAACGAAAACCAAGUUUUAGAUGUUCCAUCUCAAGUAGAAAAAUUAAUUCAACAAGCAACCUCAGUUGAAAAUCUUUGUCAAUGCUAUAUUGUAGGUGUCAAGAGAUCAAAAAUACUUACGUAUGAAAAUAUAAACCCUCUUGUUAAGAAGGUAGAUUAUGCUGUUCGUGGAGAAUUAGCAACUCGAGCAGAAAAAAUUAGAGAUCAAUUAUCUAAGAAACAUACUAAAAGUAAAUACAAUUUUACAGAAGUUGUAAAUUGUAAUAUUGGUAAUCCACAACAACUUUUACAAAAACCAAUCACAUUCUUUCGACAGGUCCUUUCUCUAUUAGAAUAUACUGACCUUUUAUUGCCAGAGAAUCGUGAUAAAGUUGAAGUUUUAUUUCCUUCAGAUGCAAUUGAACGAGCAGGAUUAUUAUUAAAACAGAUAGAAAAUGUAGGUGCCUAUUCUCAUUCUCAAGGUAUACCUCAUAUAAGACAAAACGUCGCAAAAUUUAUAGAAGACCCAGAUAAUAUUUUUCUUACUCAAGGAGCAUCACCAGGAGUUCAGAAUGUAGUUCAACUUAUUGUUUCUAAUAACAAUGUUGGCAUUAUGAUACCCAUACCUCAAUAUCCACUUUAUACUUCUACAUUAGCAUUAUACGACGCACAAACAGUACCAUACUAUUUAGAUGAUGAUGAUGGAUGGAGUUUAAAGCUAGAAGAACUGUACCGAUCAUAUUUAGAAGCAAAAGGAAAAGGAAUAGAUGUUCGAGCGCUUGUUAUAAUAAAUCCUGGAAAUCCUACGGGACAAUGUUUAACAGAACAAAAUAUAAGAGAAAUUAUUAAAUUUUGUUACAAGGAAGGACUAAUUCUUUUGGCAGAUGAGGUAUAUCAAGCAAAUGUGUAUCAACCUGUAGAAAGACCAUUUCAUUCAUUCAAAAAAAUUCUUAGAUCAAUGGGACAAGAAUAUGAAGGUUUAGAAUUAUUUUCAUUUCAUUCAGUUUCCAAAGGUAUGAUAGGAGAAUGUGGUAAAAGAGGAGGAUAUUUUGAGUGUACAGGAAUCGACAUGGAUGUGGUCGAUGAGCUUUAUAAGGUUGCCUCGGUCAAUCUUUGUCCAAAUGUAGAAGGACAAAUAAUCGUGGAUUUGAUGGUUAAACCUCCAAAAAUUGGUGAUAAAAGUUAUCCAUUGUAUGAUGAGGAAAUAAAAACAAUAUAUGAAAGUUUAAAGAGACGUAGUCAAAAAUUAUGUGAAUUGUUUAAUCGAUUGGAAGGUGUAUCAUGUAAUAGUGCACAUCCUGAUGAAUUUUAUUGUUUAGCAAUGCUCGAAUCAACAGGGGUUUGUGUUGUACCUGGUAGUGGUUUUGGGCAAAAGGAAGGUACAUGGCAUUUUCGCAGUACAUUUCUUCCACCAGAAGAAUUAUUUGAUGGAUUUUGUAAAAGAUUAGAGAACUUUCAUAAAGAAUUUCUUGUAAAAUACCGUGAUUGA
Entrophospora candida is the source of this 8094-nucleotide messenger RNA. The record is from the annotation of a GenBank genome assembly. Lineage: Eukaryota; Fungi; Glomeromycota; Glomeromycetes; Entrophosporales; Entrophosporaceae.